AUGUGCAAGAAGGCUUCCUGCGACUCCUGCAACAAGACCACAUGGUGGGGUUGCGGUAAACACGUUGCCGGCGUUAUGGAGAGCGUACCAAAGGAGCAAUGGUGCACAUGCGCACCUCAAGGAAACCAAUACCCACCGAUGGGCACACUAGCGUCCGCGUGA
Messenger RNA from Alternaria alternata, 162 nucleotides. RefSeq lists its product as hypothetical. The record is from RefSeq and is a predicted model, not a curated record. The transcript is spliced from 2 exons. The coding region runs from base 1 to 162 and encodes 53 amino acids. Lineage: Eukaryota; Fungi; Ascomycota; Dothideomycetes; Pleosporales; Pleosporaceae.